GGAGGGAUGGAGGGAGAGUUGCACUGAAAGGAGUCCUGGCUGCUGCUUGUGCUGCUGUACUGCACGACGCUGUCAGCAAAGAAGCAGCUGAUCUCUGCACAUAGAUGUCUGACAGUAACAUGUUCAACGGGGACUCCAAUCUUGUGAAAGAUGAGAAUCUGAGCAGAUAGGAGGACGGAGACACUCAAGAGUGAGACGUUUGACCUGGUUUGGGGAUGAACAGCUGCCAAGUGUUGGGUUUGAAGAUGUGGGCCUUGAUGGGAUUCGUCUGUCUGUGGCACUGUGUCUCGGGAGAGUUGUUUGACACCAAGCUCAAAGCCCCACGACUGAUCUGCAGUGUUCCUGGGUCACCCGGACUGCCUGGCAAACCAGGUCCCAGCGGGCCCCCGGGAGCAGAUGGGAAUGUGGGUAUCCCAGGAAGAGAUGGAAGAGAUGGCAGGAAGGGUGAAAAAGGAGAAAAGGGUGACACAGGAGUGAAGGGCAGGGUAGGCCCGACAGGUAAACUUGGAGAACGAGGUGACCGCGGCCCUCCAGGCAAACGAGGCCCUACGGGAGAGAACGGAGAUGGUGGCUUGCCUGGUCCUCCAGGACCCGACGGAGAGAAGGGGGACAAGGGCAAACGAGGACCGCGGGGCACUGCAGGAACCUGCAAAUGUGGCAGCCUCCUGCCUAAAUCUGCUUUCUCUGCGGGAAUCACCAGCAGCUACCCUGCAGAGAAAACCCCCAUUAAGUUCAACAAGAUCCUUUUCAAUGAAGGCGGACACUACAACCCACAGACGGGCAAGUUCAUCUGUGCAUACCCAGGCAUUUAUUAUUUCUCCUAUGACAUUACACUGGCCAACAAACACCUGGCUAUUGGUCUGGUGCAGAACGGUCAGUAUCGCAUCAAAACGUUUGAUGCCAAUACAGGAAACCAUGACGUGGCAUCUGGGUCCACCGUCAUGUACCUGAAUCCAGAAGACGAGGUGUGGAUGGAAAUCUUCUACCAUGACCAAAACGGUUUAUUUGCAGAUGCUGGCUGGGCUGACAGCCUCUUCUCUGGCUUCCUUAUCUAUGCGGACAGCAACUACUUUGACACACUAGCAGAGGACUACGCAUAGAGCCUGAAAAACUCAAGAGACAAAACCACAAGCUCCUAGUCACUGUCACACACACAUAUAAAGACUAUAUUUUUAUACCAAUAUUUGUAUUGCUAGUUAUAUUAUUAGAAUGGAGACUUAUCUAUUGUUUUAAAAGUAUAUUAUUUGAUAAAGUCUUUAUAUGUUUAUGAUUUAAUUAGAAUCAAAUAAACAUUGUUGAAAGGUAAUGAUGGUUUACAUGUUUCCAUUUGCAAAAAGAAGUAAAACUGAAACAUGUGUGAGACAAAGUUAUUGGACAAUAGAAAGCUGAAAAGUGAAAACAGGCCAGCCAUGUGUUUAUUAUUGGUGAUAUUUCCAAAAACAACAGCUGCAGAGAACUUCCUCCUUUUCUUUAUUUAGUGCAAGAAAUAUUAAUAAUAUUAUGAAACGUAGAGAUCAUUCUGAUGUGGUGGAAAUGAUGGUGCGAUCCUGGCUACCUCAGAUAAUAACAAAAACCAACUAAAACUAUAUCCUGGCCAAAAAAACAAAAAACAAAAAACAGGACAAAAAAGAAGAAACAAUCAUGUGAACAGAUUAAUAAGAUACCGAAAUGAAAAAAAAAAAAAUCAAAGAUAAAGUUGUGUACCAGAGUUUAUAUUGGUUUUUGUUUUGUUUCUUUUUUACUUAAGCUUGCUGAAAAUAUGAACAAAGCGUAAGAUCAGAGAGAUGGUCGUCAACUUCAGAAGAAAAAGGGCAGCAACUUGGGAGUGACAAAUACCUGGGCGUCCACAUCGACAGCAGGGCAAACUGAAAGACCAACACAGAGGCUCCAUACAAGACAGGGAUGAGCAGGCUUUAUUUCCUAAACAAGCCGAGAUCCUUUAGCGUGUGUAGCAAAAUCUUAGAGCUUUUAGCCAAUCGGUUGUGUCUGUGUCUGAAGUUUAGACAGCUUAUGAGGAGGAGGAACUGUUAUGCAAAUUUCCUGCUUAAUAAUACUUUUGCUUGAAUUAUACUAGGAUAGUUUGGUUCACAAUUCUAGUCCUUUUUAUGUGUUAUUGUGCCUGGUUCAGCCUCUUAGUUCAUCAUCUAAAAGAAACCCUCUAUUUAAGAAAACUUUGUUCUGAAUGGCUGUUCCUUGUAAACUGAGGAAGUCUAAACUUUUGGCUCACAGGAACUAUUUGUACACUGACCUUAUUAUUUGAAACUUUGACCAUGUUUAAUAGGAACAUCUGGCUUUGUAACAGUAUAUAUUCUGUCAUGUGAAGAUGUUUUCACAGGACUCGUGUGAAAAGCGUACUCUAUGAUUCAGUCUUUAUCAGUCUCUCACGUUAGAGGAAUUCUGCCCCACGUUUCUUUACAAUGUUGCUUCAGUUGAUUGAGGUUUAUUCAUGCACAGCUCUCCUAAGGUCAUGCAACAGCAUUUCAGUGGGGUUGAUGCCUGGACUUUGAGUGGGCCACUGGGCUAGCUUUAGCUCUUGAUCAGAUGGUAUAACAUUUGACUCUAUAAUACAGAAGAAUUCAUGGUCCACCUGAUGACUACAGUGAUCAGACAAGCCAAAGAGGUAUGAGGUGUAUGUUGUGUUGAAUUUUUUGCCAGACAUAGUGCUGUGUAUUAUGACCAAACAUCUCCACUUUGGGCUCAUCUGUCCAACUGAAAUUGUACCAGAAGUCUUGCGAUUUGUUCAGAUGCAACAUGCAAACGUAAACCAUGCUGCCAACCUUUUUUAGAGAGUAGAGUUUUCUCCUGGCUUUCCCCUUCCACAUAAAAUCCAUACUUGUUCUGUCACGGUCCUGAGUCUUCAGCCCAGUUUUUGUGUUUGUUAUGGUCUAUGUUUAUGUCUUUUGAGAUCAGUGUUCCCUAAUCUCUCAAGCCAGCCGGAUGGAGUGGGGGGGUUUUUUUUCCAUUUCUCUGAGAAUUUCAAGGUCUGACUUUACGGUGAAUUUGCUGGGAUGUCCAGUCCCGAGUAGACCUGAGAAGCGUUGUGUUAACACACACCUGAAUGCUCCAGACCAGCAAACUGCUAAAACAUCUGCUUUAAUAGAGGUGCUCAAACUUGCUGAUGAUCAAUUAAUCAAUAAAUCAACAACUGUACUUAGUUUUUCAUAGUAGAAAGGCACAGACUCCUGUUCAGAUGGCUGUAAGCUUUAUUUCUUUAUAAGUAAGGGUAAGAAAAUAAAGGUAAGCAUCACAGGUCCACUUUAUCAGAAAUUAAAUUUACUGAUAUACAAAUUCCCUAGUAUUGUAAUGACAAUCAUUAUUGACCAGAAACCAAAAAAAUACAAAGCUAUAAAUGUUAUUAAAGAGUAUUAAAUCAU
Messenger RNA from Oreochromis niloticus (Nile tilapia), 3374 nucleotides. RefSeq names its product C1q and TNF related 7 (gene c1qtnf7). Gene Ontology annotation, molecular function: protein binding. Bases 216 to 1100 code for a protein of 294 amino acids. The record is from RefSeq and is a predicted model, not a curated record. The transcript is spliced from 3 exons. NCBI's taxonomy places the organism in Eukaryota, Metazoa, Chordata, Actinopteri, Cichliformes, Cichlidae.